UCCCCUCUGCUCCGGGCUGAGCACUUCAGCCCGGGGAGCCACUGGCUCUCCUGGCCACCCCUUGCCAUGGCAGGGCAGGGGACAACCACUGGACUUGCUGGUGAUUUCUCCUCCUUUCCAGCCCGAGGCCGGUGCCUAUGAGACUUGGCUAUGGGAGAGGGUGCCGGGGGCUUGGGAUUGCUGUGAGGACCGCUCAGGGAUGGGGGGGCAGCCGUGCCGGGGUGGUGGGGUGGUGGGCUCGGCCAGCAGUCUGCUGCUGCUGGGCUGCUCUGCUCUCCACCUGCCAGCCCUGUGGUGGUACCUCUGCCUCUGCACCGAUGCCCAGGAGGUGGCCACCUUCACGGUGCAGUACCGGGUGCUGGAGGAAGUGCCACCUGGAACGGUGAUAGGGACGCUGGCCCAGCACUUGGAAGGGGAUGAGAGCGGAGAAACGGCCGACACCUUCCAGCUGAUGGAGACCCCAGGGAGGUUCCCACUGCACGUGGGGAGUGGAGACGGGGUGCUCAGCACGGCCGGGCGGGUGGACAGGGAGCAGCUGUGCCGGCACAGUGAUCCCUGCUGGGUCUCGUUCAACGUGCUGGCUGCCCGAAAUCUGGCUCUCAUUCACGUGGAGGUCCAAGUGCUGGACAUCAACGACCACGCACCCCGGUUCCCCAUGCCCCAGCUGGAGCUGGAGAUGUCGGAGAGCGCGUCCCUGCAGACCCGGAUCCCUCUGGACCGAGCUCUGGAUGCCGACGCCGGCCCCAACGCCCGCUGCUCCUACGCCCUCUCCAGCAGUGAGCACUUUGCUCUGGAGGUGAUCUCCAGCUCUGAUGGGACCAGGCACGCGGAGCUGGUGGUGGUUAAAGAAGUGGACCGGGAGCUGCACUCCUCCUUUGACCUCGUCCUGACAGCCACUGACCAGGGGGAGCCGCCCAAAUCAGGUACUGCUUUAAUUAAAGUCAUUGUCCUUGACUCCAAUGAUAACAGCCCCAUCUUUGCAGAGAGCUCUUUGACAGUAGAAGUUUGGGAGGAUGCUCUGCCCGGGACCCUCCUUGUGACAGUCACAGCCACUGACCCCGACCAGGGCCCCAACGGGGAGAUCGAGUACAGCCUGAGCAGGCACGCUCCUCCGGAGGUGCUGAGCGCCUUCGCCAUCGAUGCCCGCACGGGCAGCCUCAGCCUGAGGCACCCACUGGACUACGAGGAGACCCACACCUACGAGCUGGACGUGCAAGCCCGGGACCUGGGGGCCAACCCCAUCCCAGCACACUGCAAGAUCCUGAUCAAAGUCCUGGAUGUCAAUGACAACGCUCCCGAGGUCCACGUCACCUGGGCUGCUCGGGCACCUGUGCUCUCUGAAGCCCUCCCCAAAGACAGUUUUGUGGCUCUGGUGACAGCCAGCGACCCCGAUUCGGGCAGCAACGGGCAGGUGCAUUGCUCCCUCAGCCAAGGGUAUGAGCACUUCAGGCUGAAGAAGACCAACAGCCACAGCUACGUGCUGAUGACCAAUGCCACGCUGGACAGGGAGCUGCAGGAUGAGUACAACCUGACACUGGUGGUGCGGGACCACGGAGACCUCUCCCUGGCUGUGCUGAAGCACCUCACUAUCUGCAUCAGUGAUGUCAAUGACAAUGCUCCAUCCUUCGAGAAGGCCACCUACGAGGUUGCUGUUGCUGAGAACAGUGAAGCACCUGCCUUCCUGCUCACCAUCCAGGCCACUGACCCUGAUCUGGGUUUCAAUGGGAAAAUCACCUACAGCAUCCCAGACUCCUCCACUUUGGGUCUGGUUUCGAUUGACCCCAUCACUGGGGACAUUUUUGCCCUCCAAGCUUUUGAUUACGAGCAGAUGAGCAGCCUGGAGUUCCUGGUGACUGCAGAGGAUGGUGGUUACCCCAAGCUGGCAUCCAACAUCACCAUCAGGGUGGCUGUGCUCGACCAGAAUGACAACGCGCCCGUCAUCACUGCACCGGCACUGGUGGGAGGUGCAGCCACCCUCUCCAUCCUGGUCAACGAGGAGACAGGGUGCUUCUGGGUGGCCCCUGGGAAUGGGAGCUCCCAAGGGAUGGCAGCAGUGACCAAUGCAACGCUCGCAUCAUGCGCCAGUCCUCCCUUCCUCUUCAUCAUCUCAGCCAGGGACGUGGACUCUGGCACCAAUGGGGCUCUCCGGUAUGAUCUGGUAGGUGGGGAUGACUCCGGGCUCUUCAUCCUACACCCUCUCUUGGGGCAGGUCUUCCUCAACACCACCAACGCCAGCAGCCUGGCGGGCAGCGAGCGGGAGCUGGUGGUCCGGGUGAGCGAUGGGGGGGAUGUCCCCCUGCACACCCUGGCCCGGGUCCGUUUGGUUUUCCGGCAUCACGGGGCCUUCUCCAAAAUCUCAGCCUGGGAGCCGGGCUGGCCGAGCCCCUCGGUGGUGACCCUUAUCUGCCUGGCUGCUCUCCUGGGUGGGUGCCUCCUCCUCUUGGCUUUAACCCUGUCGAUGCGUAAGAAGGAGAAGAAGGAUGGCAUGGCCUACAACUGCAGGGAGGCAGAGGACGCCCGCAGGCAGCAGCAGCUCAAGAAGCCCCACAGGCAGAUCCAGAAGACCGACAUCCACCUUGUCCCACUGCUCCGGGGCCGGCCCCGGGAGGCUGAACACCCCCGUCCCUACCAGGAGGAUCUACCCCCUGUGCCGGGGGGCUCUCCGCAGGCUCCCCUCCACUUCACCCCCACUCUCUACAGGACCCUGAGAAAUCAGAGGACCCAAAAAGACUCAGAUGAGCAGUCGGGGACCUUCAACCCACCUGUCCUGCAGCGCCGGCCCUGCCAGCCCCACAGACCGAAAAAUGUGGCCAAAGAGGCUGCAAGCCCCCUGGAUGCACCACAGCACUGCAGGAGCUUGGUGAGGCCACCUCAGGGGGCUGUGGGAGAGCCCCUGCUGCCACCUGGACAGCCCUUGGGGCAAGGGGAACCUGAGCAGGCCCAGCCCCACCAGCACAUCAUCAGGAGCCUGGUCCGGCUGUCACUGGUGGCACUGGCAGAGCAGAGCCCCACAGGGGAGUUCUCCAUGGAGUCACCCCCAGUGCAGCAAAUCUCCCAGCUGCUCUCCCUGCUGCACCAGGGCCAGUUCCAGCCCAAAACAAACCACAGGGGAAACAAAUACACAGCCAAGAACGGCAGCAGGGCUGCAGGGCUGGACACCGACUGCCUGAGCACGAAGGACAGCGGGCACGGCGAGAGCGAGGCUGAGGACAGGGACUCUGAGAGUGGCUUUGAGCUCUCUGUGCAGCAGCUGGUGGGAGAGGAGCUGGAGACCCUGCUGGAGCCACAAGCAGAGCUGGCCCUCAAGAGGCUGACAGCUGCUGACCCAGCGUGGGUGGCUCGGCUCUCCCUGCCCCUCACCCCCAGCUACAAGGACAACGUCUUCUCCCCCGACGCUCUGCAGUCCCCUCAGGACGAGGAAGCUGCCAGGCAGGAGAAACCAAGGACCUUUGAGACCUUUGGCAAAGGUGCUGGGGCUGACUCACAUGCUGCUGGGACAAGACUGGCCAGCACCUUCCUUUCAGAAAUGAGCACCCUCUUUGAAAUGAUUUUGUCCCAGAAGGUCCAAGUCCACAAUGAAACGGGCUCGGGGCUCCUGCGGCAGCUGUCAGCACGUGGGAAGAGCCUGGGACUGGAAGACACUGCUCCUGGUCUGUAGGCAGCUUGGUGGCUGUGGUAAGGAGAGAAGAAUCAGAUAGAGCUUUUGGGUAUUUUGGGGGCACAUGUGACAGGGUUAUUGUCAUCCAUGGGACAUCCAUGUCUAGACUGAUCAGGACAGGCAUAUUUCUUCCUUUGCCUCACCUCAUUACAUUUCUCCACGAGUGAUUUCACCUUGUUUAGUUCCCUUCUACCUGCCCGUUCCUUCCUUUCCCUAGGUUUUCCUCCUCUUCCACCCUCAUCUUUCACCUUACCAUCCCACUCGAGUCCCCCACCAGCAGGAAUGUGCUCUCCUCCCAGGACAGGCUGAUCCAGGGGAGGUGUUAGACUAAGCACAGCACAAGGCAGUCAGCUGCAUCCACGUGAUCACAGGCUCUGCACCAUGGAUGAUAAAAUAUCACAGUCAUGGACUUUGCAACAUGCUGCAGAGCCAGGCUCCGGGAUCUCGGUUCUUAUUUAAAUAAAAUUGUGUUUUUUUC
Messenger RNA from Calypte anna (Anna's hummingbird), 4136 nucleotides. RefSeq names its product protocadherin 12 (gene PCDH12). Gene Ontology annotation, cellular component: plasma membrane. The transcript has 4 exons. Lineage: Eukaryota; Metazoa; Chordata; Aves; Apodiformes; Trochilidae. The coding region runs from base 200 to 3658 and encodes 1152 amino acids. The record is from RefSeq and is a predicted model, not a curated record. Gene Ontology annotation, biological process: homophilic cell-cell adhesion. Gene Ontology annotation, molecular function: calcium ion binding.